AUGACUAGACUACAAGUAAGUUUUUGUCUAACAAUAGGUGAAGAAUUAACCGAACUUGAAAAUAUCUGUGGAGUAAAAACUUAUUCAGCUGAACAAGCAAAAUAUAAUUCAUUUAUUCAAAGAAGAAAUAAUAGAAUAGAAAAACAAUUGUAUAUUACUCAACAAUCUAAUAUACAAGGAAGUGCAUUUGUUCAAUUUAAUACAGGAUUCUUCUGGUUUAUAACUGUAUCAGAUAUUAAUGAAUCAUUAAGAUAUUUAAAAUAUAUAAGUGAUACUGAUGAAACAUCUAGAUAUAAUCUUGGAGCUGCUUUUGCUCCUUCACGUAAAGAUGGUCAUUUAAGAAGACCUUAUAACCAAAAUCCAACACUAAUUCCUCCACCUGAAGAUGAUAAUAAUAGACAACUACCUACAACAACAAUUAAUACUCCAACUACAACAAUUAAUAUUCCAACAACAACAAUUAAUACUCUAUCUACUACAUCUAUUAAUACACCUACAAUAACAAUUAAUAUACUUCCAUCAAGACCAACUAAUUUUCCAAAAAUUUUAACAACAGAAACAACAAGUAAACUAACAACUUCAGCAACAACAACUAUUAAACCUUCUUCUGUAAAACCAACACCUAUAACAACAACUUUAUCAACUCCAACGAUUAAUUUUAUCAGUUAUCCAAUUUGUAAAAAUGAAUUCAAAGAAAAUAAAAUCGAACUAUAUUUAAAAGAACAUAUUAAAAAUCCUUUAUUGAAAGAUACUGUUCAUGAUAAACUAGGAAUGAAAAAGCAAUCAAUUGUAUUUGAUAAAAUAAAAGAAUUAGUUAGUAAACUUACAGAUAUUCAGGUUAAAGAACUUAUUGAUAAAAUUCAAAAACUUAUUGAAAAAUACAGAGAAAAAUUUAUCGAUUAUAUUCCUGAUGAAAUAAAAGAACAAAUCUUAUAUAACUUUGAUAAAAUAAUGAUUGGUAUUAUAGAACUACAAGAUGAAAUUGAAGAACUAAAAAGUCAACUUUUAGCUUAUCAAAACUCUAAUUAUAUACAAUUACAAAUAGAAAAUAAAGAUUUAAGUCUUACAAACAAACAACUUUUAAUAGAAAUAAAGAACUUAAAAGAAAAUAAUGCAACAACAUCAAUUGCUAUUUCUAAAUAUAAACUUCAAACUGAAAUUAAAAAACUUUCAACUUUAAUUAAUUAUUUUUCAUUAUUUAAAAAUGAACUUGAAAAAUUUUUAUCAACAAAAAAAACCGAUAAAUUAUAUAUUUAG
Molecule: messenger RNA, 1257 nt
Organism: Racocetra persica
Lineage: Eukaryota; Fungi; Glomeromycota; Glomeromycetes; Diversisporales; Gigasporaceae
Source: the annotation of a GenBank genome assembly